Molecule: messenger RNA, 1869 nt
Organism: Dendronephthya gigantea
Lineage: Eukaryota; Metazoa; Cnidaria; Anthozoa; Malacalcyonacea; Nephtheidae
Product: zinc finger protein Gfi-1b-like
Exons: 3
Coding region: 66-1082 (338 amino acids)
Biological process (GO): regulation of transcription by RNA polymerase II
Cellular component (GO): nucleus
Molecular function (GO): DNA-binding transcription factor activity, RNA polymerase II-specific; RNA polymerase II cis-regulatory region sequence-specific DNA binding
Source: RefSeq, a predicted model, not a curated record
CGCCAAAACGCUUCACGGUUGAGAACAGAAUUUUCAUAUCUUCGAGUCAAGAGGUCGAUCUAACCAUGCCGAAAUCAUUUUUAGUCAAAACUGCUAAAAGAAGUCAUACCGUUGCCCAAAGCGCGCUUCAUGGAACUUUAAAUCAUGACGGGGAGUUGAAGGCAAGAUUAGAAAGCGGCGAAGCAGAUGAGGAACAAAGCAACAUGGAAGUCACUCAAGAUAGCGUGCCGGACCACUUACGUCGUAGUCAGCCACAACACGCUACCGGAGCUUACCAAAAAUCUGCAUUCACUGAAUUUUCAUCCAUAAAAUGCACUAAUUCCGUUUCGAAUAACGGUACAAGUUACUUAUCAAAUCGUAACAACCUUCGCUUUCCAAACUUUUUCCCGCCCUUUCUGAAGGAAAUAUACAAUACCUUCCCCGAGACUGCGAGUCAUUGGCCGAGUUCCAGGACCCCGCUUCUCUUGGACUACGUGAAAAAACCGAAAUAUCGCAGCAUAUCUGAGAUCCGAGAAGUGCACAAAUUUUCUGAGAAAACUAAGAUGAGUGACCUUUCUUACAAGUGUGUGAAAUGUUACAAAGGCUUCAACACGCCACAUGGCUUGGAAGUUCACGUCAGGCGUUCACACUCGGGCAGGCGUCCCUUUGAGUGUGAGGCAUGCGGGAAAACCUUUGGGCAUAGUGUGAGCCUGGAACAACACGUCAGCGUACACACAAAUGAAAAGUUGUUCUCGUGCAAGCAAUGCAAUAAAACGUUUAAGCGGUCGUCCACACUUUCCACUCACAUGUUGAUACACUCGGACACGCGCCCGUUUCCCUGUGAAUAUUGUGGUAAGCGGUUUCAUCAAAAGAGUGACAUGAAAAAACACACUUACAUUCACACAGGUGAAAAACCGCAUGUUUGUCGAGAAUGCGGCAAGGCGUUCAGUCAGUCAUCAAACCUCAUCACUCACAGUAGAAAACACAGCGGACAUAAACCCUUCGUUUGCACGAUAUGUUCUAGAGCUUUUUAUAGAAAAGUUGACUUGAGAAGACACUCCGCCACACACGACAACAUCAAGAGAUCUAAAUUAAUCCACUGAAAGAUGCCUAGACUUUACAGAACACAUCAUGUCAGCAAUGCUGGAACCAUGGCUAAUAAUAAUGAACGGCACAAAGUAGUAUUUAUGUUACAUGCACGGGCAAGCGGUAGCGUAGCCAGAGCCUAAUGAUUUAGUCCCGUUAUACUAAUAUUCCGGCGUUCAUUGACCGUAGUAAAAACAAUCAAAAUAAAUGAAAUUUUCAUAGGGACCAAAUCAUCACGCAGGCUGGGCCACGGCGCAAGGGGGUCACAUUCAAUAGAGUAGAUUGCAGGAUAAUCAUUUAAAACUGACCUAAUGUAUCCUACCCACACACCAACGGCUUGUUGUCGUCCUGAGAUAACAUGCCUUUUCAAACCGGACCAUAAACUGAUAAAAUGCCUUUUAGGGAAUUUUAAUGAUUGAGUGAAAUUAAUUUCAAUUAACAAUGCACAUACUCAUAAGACGACGGGCAAGUUUUCCUUGACAAGUUUUAUUUGCUCGUGUGUGCGCGAAAAAAUUGACAAGUUUUCCUUGACAAGAAGCCUUGUUUAAACGCUAGUCAUGAUAGCUUUUCAACAAGGAAACUGCGCAACAAUAUCUUCGAGCCAGGAUUUAGUAGGAUUUGGUCUGUUGGGGAAAUCUACAUAUACGUUUAACUUUCACUAUAGUUUGUAGGUGUAAUAAUUAUUAAGUGUAAAUAUAGGGGUAUAGGAAACAACGUUAAAUAACAUCAACCGUUAGUGUAAAAAAGACAAUAGUUGUUUUUAAACUAUACUGGGAAUAAAAUAAAAAUAUUAUAUUGUGCAAA